Portunus trituberculatus (swimming crab) is the source of this 6891-nucleotide messenger RNA. RefSeq names its product A disintegrin and metalloproteinase with thrombospondin motifs 3-like. Gene Ontology annotation, cellular component: extracellular matrix. NCBI's taxonomy places the organism in Eukaryota, Metazoa, Arthropoda, Malacostraca, Decapoda, Portunidae. Gene Ontology annotation, biological process: proteolysis; extracellular matrix organization. The record is from RefSeq and is a predicted model, not a curated record. Gene Ontology annotation, molecular function: metalloendopeptidase activity. Bases 545 to 5101 code for a protein of 1518 amino acids. The transcript is spliced from 19 exons.
AAAAAAAAAACACACACACAGCGAAAAGAGAGGGAGGAGUGUUAGUACAUUGAAAUACAGAAUGAAAAGGAAUGUAAAAAGUAACAAAACUCAGUUAGAUGCGAAGAGAAAGAAACGGUGAAACAGAACGGAAGAAAAGGAAAAAUCAAUCAAAAAUAAGAAAAUUAGAUAGAAGUGACAGACACGCAACAACGAAACGGAACAGAAAAACUGAAGGAAAGAAGUAAAUUGGAAAGCAGAAAGUGAAAAGAUACAAAAAAUAGUAAGAAAAAGAGGAAAUAAAACGUAAAUAGGAAGAAGUGCUACACCAAGAGAAAGAGAUAGAAAGAGAGAGAAAAAAGAGAGAAAGAGAGAGAGAGAGGGAGAGAGAGAGCCGCAUCACCACACCUGUCCUAAAAGUAAUUAGCUCUCACCUCCCUCCCCGUCACCUUCAGCAUCAGGAGGGAAGGAGCCACGGCGGGACAAGAGACCGACUCCCUUUCCAUUUCCUCCUCUCUCUCUCCUGCCUUUCCUCCAACAUGGCGGCGGUAUAAAGGAGGUAGCCAUGGCGACGAGUCACCUCUUGCGGCUUCCCCUCCUCCUCCUCCUCCUCAUCCACCUCCUCCACCUCGUCCUCCACGCCUCUUGCACCUCCGCCCAGGUUGGUUCCCACGACAAUGAUGGCGGCGGCGAGGGCGGCGACGAAGGGCGUGGCUGGAGCGGUGGCAUGGCUGCGGGCGGCGAGGACCUUCCCGUGACCAAGACGCGGGUGGUGUAUCCCUUCAGAACUGACCAGUACGGACACGUUAUCUCUCCUUAUGUGUUUGGCAGCUCGCAGCACCCACGCCGCCCACGCUCCGUCAGCAGGGCCUCCCAGCACGCCCCUAAGGCCCGCAGAAGAGUGCGCAGGGAGGCAGUCACCAUGGGAGAGGCAGACUUUCCCGAGCAUGAAGACUGGGACACUGAGGAGAGAGAAGGAGAUGAGGAAACGGUGAUGGAGGAGGAGAGUAGUGGUGGUGGUGGUGGUGGUGGUAAAGGUGACGAUGAGGACAGUAACAAGUUGUUCAUUAUGAUCAACAACGAGGACGAGGAACUCUUCCUGAACCUGACGGCCAACACCCGCCUGGUGACGCCCUACACCAUCAUUGAAUGGGUGCUGGAGGGCGGGCGGCGGGUGGUGAAGACGGCCUCAGCUUCCUCAGGGAACUGUUUCUACACAGGCCGCCUCAACACCACCUCACACUCCUUGGUGGCCGUCAGCAACUGUGACGGCCUGACGGGCUACAUUCAGACCAGUGACGCGGGUUACUUCAUCGAGCCCCUCAAGAGGAAGGGCGUGCCGCAGGGCGAUCCUGACCUGGAAGCCUCGUCACCUGGGCCGCAGCCUCACCUCAUCUAUAAGGUGGAGGACGUGACCAGCCGCCUUAACCUGUCCUUGCAGCAGGACCAGGAGUUCCAGGCAGGCCGUGAGGAGGACGCGGCUGGCUCGCCCUCACACACGAUCGAUAUUUCAGUCUCGAAAGAAGGCCAAACAGAAAAAGAAGCUACCAUCCUUGAAAUAAUUCAAGAAUUAAAUCGGAGACGAAGAAGUUUCUCUCCUUUAGCCUCACGCCGGCCGGGGAAGGUGGAGGCGAAGGAGAAGGGCACUGGAGCGAGGAGAGAGGAAAGUCUUGGCAGCAGCAGCAUCAGGAGUAAGGACGCAAGCAGGAGGAGAAGGAGAUGGUCAGGUAGAGUCCCAAAGUUCCUGAGACGUCCCAAGUUUGUCCCAGCAGCCAUGGAACGAAGAGGACGCUCCGCCCACACCCACACGGCGGAGUUCGAUGCUCCGCAAGACUACGCCUCCACGGACUGGCACAGGACGAGGAGGAAUCAAGCUGAAGAAGAGGAGGAAGCCACGCCUCAGACAAGUGGAACACAAGCCGGGGCGGAGGAAGAGGAGGAGUCGAGAGGUGAGAGGGAAGAGAAUCACGUAGAGGACAUAGAUAACGCAGCCUCUGGGAAUAAGAAAAGGAAGGGAAGGAAGAGACGAAAGAAAACCGGAAGAAACCGAGCAUGCAAACCUGUAAGAGAAGGCGGAGGGGCAGAAGAAGGAGAUGAGUCGAUAAGUGAGAGAAGCGACAAUAACCUUACAGAAAAUAACGAAGGCGGAUGCAAAAAUGUCGGAGAGAGAAGACAAAGAAAAAUGGAAGAGAGAGCUCGAAGGAGACAGGAGAAGAGAAGACAGCGAGAGGAGAGAAGGAGGGAAAAAGAACGGAGAAAGCUGGAAAAUAGGAAAAAGAGGAAACUGGAAAGGAGAAAGCGAAGGAGGGAAUGCAUGGAGGGGAAACAAGGAGAUGAGGGAUCUGGGGAAGCGGAAAACUGUGAUGUGGAGGAAGAAGAGAGGAGAGUACGAAGGAACCACAGAAGGGAAGAAAGGCAAAAAAGACGAAAGGAAAAGCAGCGAAGGAAGAAAAGGAAGAAGAAGAGAAAGAAAACGUCUGGAGAACAAGAGACGGUGGCAGAAGAAGAGAGGAACAGCCAAACACAAGCCCCUGAUGUCUCGUCCUCGCCGCCAAUCUCCUCCAGGCCCCAGGACCCCUUUGAAGGCCUCUCCUGGGACGGCUACUCACCUGACAUGUGGGAAACUCAGGUGGCUGCAGGCAUCUCAGGAUUGGAGGAGGAGGAGUGGGGCGCGUCUCCCCCGCCGGAGGAGGUGGACCCUGAAAAGUGGCUGGAGCUGGUGGUGGCCGUGGACAGAACCGUCAUCGCCUUCCACGGGGACGAGGCAGUGGAGCGUUAUGUCUUCACCCUCUUCAAUAUCGUGAGCGCUAUCUACGAGGACCCGUCACUCGCCGCCAAUCUGCACCUUGUCAUGCUGCGGAUCAUCUUCUACAAGGACGCCGCGCAGGACCAGGUGCGUGAGGGGCAGGCGAAGAAAUCCCUGGAGGCAGUAAACAGGUGGGCGGAACGACUGCACCGAGUGUCCCCCGCAGCUCUGCGCCACGACCUGGGCGUGUGGCUGACGCGCGUGAACCUCGGGGGUCCGUCUGGUUAUGCACCUGUGUCCGGCGUGUGUCAGCCGGAGCGGUCGUGCACCCUAAACAGGGACGAGGGUCUCACCUCCGCCUUCAUCAUCGCCCACGAGAUGGCGCACGUCCUGGGUAUGAGUCACGACGGGGAUCCAGUGGCGGGCAACACGUGCCACCAGGAGGGCUUCCAGGGCUCCGUGAUGGCUCCCCUCGUCGCCGCCACGUUCAGCAGGUUCCACUGGUCCUCGUGUUCCCGCUCAGAGUACCACAGCAAGUCAAAGAAUUGGUCUUGCUUGACCAACAGGCCGCAGUGGGAGAACGCGACCACCGUGCACUCCACCAUCCACUACCAGUACUCCCUCGACGACCAGUGCAGGAUGGAGUUCGGUAAUGGGUACGGGCUGUGCUCCGAGAUGGGCGGGUCGGACCCUUGUACCCACCUGUGGUGCGGCAACUCCUCGCUACCCUUCCACUGCAAGACCAAGAAGGGCCCGCCGCUGGAAGGAACCGUCUGUGGGGAGCAGAAGUGGUGCCGACAUGGGUUCUGCGUGGCGAUGGGACAGGAGCUGGAAGAGGCAAGCGGAGAGUCCCCCGUCAGACACAACCCACGUAACGGCGGCUGGAGUGACUGGGGGCGGUGGGGUCCUUGCUCCAGAACCUGCGGCGUCGGUGUGGCCUUCAGGAUCCGCCAGUGUGACAACCCCAAGCCAGCGUGGGGUGGGAGGCGGUGUCGUGGCAAGAGGGAGGAAUGGAAGCUGUGCGGGACGGAGGACUGCCAGCUGCCCCGUGUCGACCUCCGGGCCCAGCAGUGCUCCAUCCUCACCACCAUCGUGAACCUGGACUCCCGCCGCGCUGCCCUCAGGUGGCUGCCCUACGAACCAAGGAGAAGGAGGAAGCGUUGCCGUAUCUCCUGCUACAGCCACGGCACCAAUGAAGUCUACAUAGGGAGGGACUUUGUGGUGGACGGCACUCCCUGUUCUUACGACGAUCCUGAUGACAUUUGUGUGCAGGGCAAGUGUGUGACUCUGGGCUGCGACAAAGUGGUGGGGUCAAAGGCGCAGGUGGACGAGUGUGGGGUGUGUGGCGGGGACGGGGCCACCUGCUCCAGACACACCCACACCUACCACCAAACUCCCGCGACAGAGUACUCCUUGGUGACCACGCUCCCCGCCGGCGCCUGGAACAUCAUGGUGCAGGAAGAGGCGCCCACCAGGAACUUCCUCGCGCUCAGGGAAAACUCCUCUUCCUUUCCUCUCAACGGCGGCAGGAGUCAGGAGCCCUCUAGGUCCUUUAUCAGUGAAGGCGCCAAGUUCGUGUACACCAACAUUGGAGAGAGGGAGAUGUUGCGAGCCCGAGGACCUCUGCUGCAGCCUGUCUCUCUGAUGAUUCACGGGAGCCGAGCCCAGGAGGAGGUGCAGGUGACCACCACCUUCCUGACGCAGUUGCAGCAGGAGCACUACCAAUGGGAAGUGGGGCCCUACACCGCCUGCUCCGUCACCUGCGGCGGGGGUGAGCAGCAUCAAACACUCGUGUGCAGGGACCGCCGUACGGACCACCAGGUGUUCCACGACCGCUGCCACCACCUGCCCCGACCCGCCCUCAACACUACUGCCUGCAACACCUUCGGGUGCGAGGCGCGGUGGGUGGCGGGUUCAUGGGAACACUGUUCAGCAACCUGUGGGCCAGCGGGCGUGCAGCAGCGCGUAGUGUUCUGUGUCAAUCUUCCCGAGGCCUCAUCAGCCAACUGGACUCAAGGCAUCGUUGAUCCCCGCAGGUGCAGCGGCACACCACGCCCUGAGGCGCGCCGCCCUUGCCUGCGUGAUCCCUGCCCCGGGGUGUGGACGCCGCAGGGAUGGUCUGAGUGUUCCAGUACCUGCGGGGAGGGCGUAGAGUCGCGGGUGUGGGAGUGUGUGGGCGGCGGCGGCAACGAGGUGACGUACGAGUGUGGUCCUAAGCCGCGGCAGGAGAGGGUGUGCUUCAAGUCGCCGUGCCCCUCCGCGCCCUGCCUGCGGGACGCCUCGCCCUUCUGCCAGCUGCCAGUGCUACACAGAUACUGUCAGCUACCCAAGUACCGCGACCUUUGCUGCCACACUUGCGCCAACGUCGUGUACUAGGUUAGAUUAGCAACGUGCACACAUACACAUACCUACACACACACACACACACACACACACACACACACACACACACACACACACACACACACAUACGAGAUGUAAACUAAAAUAUGUGCAACUCCGUGUUCUUUCUGUAGUCAGGUCAACCCAGUACCUUUUGUGUUCAUUGUCCCGGUGCGGCUGUGUACGCGAGGAGGAGAAAGAGGAAGAGGAAGAGGAGGAGGAAGAGUAGAUGGAAGUGGUGAUGGUGGUGGUGAAGGUGUAAAUAAUGUUGAUGAUAGCAGAAGUGAUAGUGAUGGUGGGCGGUGGAAGAAAUAAAGACAAAGAGGAAAAGAAAGAAAAAGAUGGAGAAUAAAAUAGACAAGAAAAGACAGCGGGGAAAUAAGAAAGAGAGGAAUGAGAGGAUCGUUUAGUUAAAGAAUGAGAAGGACAAAAAAGGUAACGAGGGAAAACAGUGAAGCAGGUACUGAAUGUAAGAAAGGAAGGCGUAAAGAAAAUAAAAAUGAAAAGUAUGAAACAUGUGAAUGAGAAAAUGAAGAAAAAUUGGAGUGUUUUGUUCCUGUGACUCCAAGAAUAAGACUACAACCAACGCCACCACCACCACCACCACCACCACCACCACCACCACUACCACUGAAAAUGUGGAAUAAUGACUCCUCUUCAUCACAAACAAAACUAAUGCCGCUUAUAAUCUCCAUUUGUGUCGUGAAAUAAUAAACACUAAUAAUAAGAGAAAAAAAAAAGGAAAAGAUGAAAACACUUCUCAAUAUUAAAUAGAUAAAGAAAGGAGAAAGCAAUAUGAAUCUUAGUGCUGAACAUAAUAGAUAAAGGACAAAGAAAAAUACUGAUAAUGAACAGACGAGAAUGAAAGAAAAAAGAAGCGUUAUUAGUGAACCGAAAGCAAAUGAUAUAAAGAAAAGGUAAAAAGGUUUGUACAUUUUUGUGUCAAUGAGGCGAGAAACAAAAAAACAAGAAGAGGAAAUACGAUUCGUAGACUUAUUAUACUUAUUUGCUAAUGAGUUGAGUGAGCAAGGCAAUGAGCAAAUACCUGAGUGAUUGAAUGCGUGAGUGCGUUCGUGAGUGCGUGAGUGCAUGUAACAAAGACUGUUGAUGAGGCUGCAAUGUACGUACUUAGGUGUUUGUUUUGGUUAUUCAUCAAGAGCAUUUACGUAUGGUGAUUAUUAUUAUUACCAUUAUUAUUGUUGUUAUUAUUAUUAUUAUUAUUAUUAUCAUUAUUAUUAUUAUUAUUAUUAUUAUUAUUAUUACUAUUAUUAUUAUUAAUUUUAUUGUUAUCAUUAUUACUACUACCACCAUCAUUGUUCUUUGUUGUUCCGUGCGGACAUUAUACGUAGUAAUGUGUUCAUUCAUGAUGUGUUAUAAAAGUACAUAUUAUUAUGUACGUUACCAUUCUCUCUCUCUCUCUCUCUCUCUCUCUCUCUCUCUCUCUCUCUCUCUCUCACGGAUUAACAGUCCAAACAUUUACUUAUCUGUUCGUCUGUCUGUCGGUGCCAAGGUUUGUUUGUCUGAUGGUGAUUGUAAUUAACAAACUUGUAUAGAUGACAACAGUUAAUAACGCCAAGGAAUAGAAUGUGUCUCAGCAGGCUGGGCGGGGGCGGGGCAGGGCGGGACGGGCGGUGUGUGUGUGUGUGUGUGUGUGUGUGUGUGUGUGUGUGUGUGUGUGUGUGUGUGUAGGUGGGUGGGUGAGUGGAUGACUGCAUGUAAUGUAUAGUGAGGCUGUGUAAGUAUAUCAGUCCGUCAGUCAUUUCCAGUUAAACGUUAAAAAAACA